AUGAAAUUGUUUCUCGUCACGGGCUUAUUCUCAGCCUUCUUAGCAACCGCUCAACUCACCGGUCCCGUCGGCCCAACCACAGCCCUCUCACAAAAAACCCACGAAUGCAAUAUUCUCGACUACGGAGCUGUGAACGACAACUCAACUGAUGCGGCAGACGCCAUCGAGAAAGCUUUCAAGACCUGCGUCGUCCCUCACGCUGGAAGUCGUCUGGUAGUCCCUGAUGGAAAGUACUUGAUCAAACGCUCAGUCGUUCUGACAAACGGUACAAACUGGGCGUUCCAGCUCGAUGGGCUCAUCACUUUGGCCUAUGGUGGUAACUGGACUGUUGAUCGUAAGUUGGUUUUGCAGGGCUUUGCGGGAGUUGAGCUGCUGAACGCAACUAUCAAUGGUGAAGGUGAUGGGCAAUUCUUGCAGAAUGGACUCACCAUUAUAAAUCCCGUCGACUUUGAGUUCUAUUCGCAGAAUGGAAAGGGUGCCAUUCAGGGACAAGGCUAUAUCUAUAGAAACCUGGCAAAUACUUUCCGUCCCCGUCUUGUUAGACUCAUUUCACCCAUCAACACUUCUGUUCACGACCUUAUUCUCGUUGACAGCCCAAAGUUUCACAUUGUUUUUGACUUUGCUGAGAACCUCGAGGUAUAUCAUCUCACCAUCCGAGGGGCCAACUUGGGUUCUUAUGAUGGGGUUGAUGUUGUUGGCACGAAUUAUUGGGUCCACGAUAUCGAGGUAACCAACCGAGACGAAUGUGUAUCGGUCAAAAGCCCUUCCAACCAUGCUCUUAUCGAGAACUUGGUUUGUAACCAAGCCGGUUCUGGUAUCUCGAUUGGCAGUCUUAACGUGUCAGCGUCUAUCGCCAAUAUCCAUGCGCGAAACAUCAAUAUCAUCCAGGGAAACAACAUUGCUUUCAUCAAGACUUACCCAGGAGGCUCUGGUCACGUCACCAAUAUUACAUUUGAGAACUUCCGAUCCAAGGCAUCCCUUUACGGCCUGGAUAUCAAUCAGUAUUGGCAGAACACAUUUGAACCUGACACAGGAGCCGUAGCUUUGAGCAACCUUGUCUUCAAGAACUUCUCCGGAUCUGUCGCCGAUGGUGCCAAGCGACCUCCUCUCUUUCUGGUCGCCAAUGACCUAUCAUUCGCCACCAACGUCACAAUCCAAGACUUCAGCCUCUGGACUGAAUCUGGAACAUCAGUUGUCAAUAAGAUUAGCAACAUCUUUGGCCAUGGUGACGAUUCUUAUGGAGAGGCGAAUGGUAUCAAAUCGCUUUCCUCUGGGCAGUCACCCACGCCUUACACCAGCACCUACACUGUUACCGCUACACCCACUGGCUGGACCGCUCCACCACUCCCAACGUGGGCUGCUGCAAGCACUGGUUAUGGAACUGAUAUACCUAUUCCGGUUUACACGCCAGCUGCUCUAUGGAAGCCGGAGGGUGACUAUGAUAAGCAUUACUGGGGCUCUUUUUGA
This is a messenger RNA of Fusarium redolens, 1467 nucleotides long. Its product is annotated as pectin lyase fold/virulence factor. The transcript has 7 exons. The coding region runs from base 1 to 1467 and encodes 488 amino acids. Lineage: Eukaryota; Fungi; Ascomycota; Sordariomycetes; Hypocreales; Nectriaceae. Gene Ontology annotation, biological process: carbohydrate metabolic process. The record is from RefSeq and is a predicted model, not a curated record. Gene Ontology annotation, molecular function: polygalacturonase activity.